CCCCCACCCACCACCCACCCCACUAUUUAUAAGUAAACCCUCCCUCUAGUCUUCAAGUUGCUUAACCCCUCGAUUGCUCCGCUUUACUCCAUUAACAUUUUUCCUCUGUCAGCAUGUCGUCGAUCUCACUUUCUGCCCAGACCCUGGUCAAAACCUCACCGCAAGCCAUGGUCAAAACCACACCCCCACCCACGGUCAACGCUUUCCUAAAGCACCCAUCUACACUUCCAUCGGUCAAGACAAUCUCAAAAACCUUCGGCUUAAAAGCCGGAUCUUCAUUCAGGACAACCGCCAUGGCUACAUACAAAAUCAAGCUCGUGGGACCCGACGGUGAAGAAAACGAAUUUGAUGCACCAGACGAUUGUUACAUUCUUGACGCAGCUGAGAGUGCUGGAGUCGAGCUGCCGUAUUCUUGCAGGGCGGGUGCAUGCUCAACCUGUGCCGGAAAGGUGGUUUCUGGUGGUGUUGACCAGUCAGACGGGUCGUUUCUUGAUGACAAUCAAAUGAAAGAAGGGUACUUGUUGACCUGCGUUUCGUACCCGACUUGUGAUUGUGUUAUUCACACUCAUAAAGAAGGCGAUCUUUACUGAGUUUGAUAUGUUUUCGAGACAUGUUUGGUCUUUUGGUUAUCUGAAUUUCAUCAAUCAGUUUGAAACUUUGCUGUUCUUGAGAGUUGGAUUUGUUUUGGACAAUAAGUUCUACAUUUUCUUUCUCUUACUUUUUUUUAUAUUUUUUAAAUUUAUUGAAGCAUGGAAUUAAAGAAAA
Helianthus annuus (common sunflower) is the source of this 765-nucleotide messenger RNA. Its product is annotated as ferredoxin, root R-B1. Gene Ontology annotation, biological process: electron transport chain. Gene Ontology annotation, molecular function: electron transfer activity; 2 iron, 2 sulfur cluster binding. The transcript has 2 exons. Gene Ontology annotation, cellular component: plastid. Bases 114 to 590 code for a protein of 158 amino acids. The record is from RefSeq and is a predicted model, not a curated record. NCBI's taxonomy places the organism in Eukaryota, Viridiplantae, Streptophyta, Magnoliopsida, Asterales, Asteraceae.